Hyla sarda is the source of this 2194-nucleotide messenger RNA. RefSeq names its product translocation associated membrane protein 1 (gene TRAM1). Gene Ontology annotation, biological process: protein insertion into ER membrane; SRP-dependent cotranslational protein targeting to membrane, translocation. NCBI's taxonomy places the organism in Eukaryota, Metazoa, Chordata, Amphibia, Anura, Hylidae. The record is from RefSeq and is a predicted model, not a curated record. The coding region runs from base 430 to 1545 and encodes 371 amino acids. The transcript has 11 exons. Gene Ontology annotation, cellular component: endoplasmic reticulum membrane.
GCGAAACGUCUCAUUGGAAACGAGACAAAGACGUAGCACGACGUAACGCUCCGUUCAGCCAUCUUUGUUGUUGGAGCGUCGCUCAGGGCAGGGCGGGGAAUAACCAUAAACUGACAGUUCUACCAAAUGAAAUGAGGCGCUGUCUCGCUUGAUUGCUCUGAAGAUUUACAAGUAAUACAUUACGUCAUGGUUUAAUCUUAACAACACCAGAAACUUUGCCCGUAAGAAAGAUGGCGCGCUGAGGGCAGAAACGGGCCGCCUGUCACGUGAUGUGUAAACACCGUGGCUCCUCCCCUGUAGUGCUGACGUGGUGUAAGCAGCGGUAGAGCAUAGCGUCAUCUCAGAGAGAGGAGGUGGAGGAGGCAGUGGCACUCGGUGCUGCCCCAGUUGUCUCUGGUGUGUGCGAGAAGAACAGUGCCAUCCGUGAUCAUGGGCAUCCGCAAGAAGACCAGCAAGACCCCUCCGGUGCUGAGCCAUGAGUUCAUCAUCCAGAACCAUGCGGACAUCGUCUCCUGCCUGGCUAUGCUCUUCUUACUCGGGCUGAUGUUCGAGAUCACAGCAAAAGUUGCGGUUAUGUUCGUCACGCUACAGUAUAAUGUCACCAUUCCAGUGGAAGGUACCCUCGUUGAACCAGUGGCAUUGUAUCACUACGGUAUCAAAGACGUGGCCACAGUUUUCUUCUAUAUGCUUGUGGCAAUAAUUCUACAUGCUGUUAUACAAGAAUAUGUAUUAGAUAAAAUUAACAGGCGCAUGCAUUUUUCCAAAACAAAACACAGCAAGUUCAACGAGUCUGGGCAGCUGAGCGCUUUUUACUUUUUCUCUUGCGUUUGGGGUACAAGCAUCAUUGUCUCAGAGAACUACCUUUCAGAUCCAACAAGUUUAUGGAAAGGUUACCCUCACACUUACUUUCCAUUCCAGGUAAAGUUUUUCUACGUUUCCCAGUUGGCUUACUGGUUCCAUGCCUUUCCAGAACUUUACUUUCAGAAGACAAAAAAGGAAGAUAUUCCUCGCCAGUUGGUUUACAUUGGACUGUACCUCUUCCAUAUUAUUGGCGCCUACGUCCUAAACCUAAACCACCUUGGUCUCGUUCUUCUGGUUCUCCAUUACUUUGUAGAGUUUCUAUUCCACAUCUCCCGCCUCUUUUACUUCAGUAAUGAAAAAUACCAGAAAGGCUUUACUCUAUGGGCCGUGCUGUUUGUUCUGGGACGCCUCCUUACACUCAUCCUCUCAGUUCUCACUGUUGGAUUUGGACUCACUCGUGCAGAGAAUCAGGUUUUGGACAUAAGUUCUGGAAAUUUCAACAUUCUGGCAAUAAGAAUCAGUGUGUUGGCAUCUAUUUGCAUAACUCAGGCAUUUAUGAUGUGGAAGUUCAUUAAUUUCCAGCUGAGACGAUGGAGAGAACAUUCAUCUCCACAGCCUUCUCAGAGGAGGAGACCUGUUGCUUCUAAAGGCAAAUCACGGAAGGAAAAAGAGAAUGGCGUCAACGGAACAGUAACUUCUAAUGGAGCAGAUUCUCCUCGCAGCCGUAAAGAAAAAUCCUCCUAAAAGCUAAACGAAAACACAAACCCUUUUAAAAGAAAACAAAUUCGCAAUUUAUGUACUCUGCUCCCAGAGAGAAGUUGCCUUGUGCUGUACAGUGCCCCGCAGCACUAGAUUUCUUACUGUUACAGCAGAUAAUGCAAUGUGUUUCCAAACAAUAGAAUGCCAUGGUCUCCAGACUCUACAGGGUGUUGUUUCUUUUUUUUUUUUUUUUUUUUUCCCAUUUUAAUUUUCCAUUACUUUUUGCAUUUCUUUUAUGCUAGAACUAUCACAAUCAGAACAAAAAAAAGAGAAAAAUGUGGGCUGAAUCUCUAGUAAAAAAAACAUUUUUUUGGCUUUACCUGUUUUGCGCUGGUAACCAGGCACAAUAUCCGCAAAGGAGCCAAGGCCAAGUGUAGAAUUCAGAUACUCCUUUCUAAUGUAUAUGAGAAGUGAUGAGGGGGGAAAAGAAGGGUAAAACCGCAUACAUUUUAAUACACUUGCAGGUGUUGCUAAUAAUCCCUAUCCCAUUGUACAGUUCCAGCAUCCUACACUUUUGAUAUGCCAACGGAAACGUUUAAAAGAUGUAAAUGCUGUGAUAAAUUUUCACUUCUGUUUUUUAUAAGCCAACUUUUUUUUCUUAUUUGAUUAAAAACAACAAAAUAAAAAAAAUUUA